GCACAUGCUAACAUCACAUGACAUACGGUCUCCUCCGUUUAGCAGUCCAUGUCAUCAGCAGCAACACAAAGACACACAGCGGCGGAGGAGAACGCACGCAUCACCGAGACUCAAUCCUGAUUAAAAAGUAGCCGGCUGUGCAAACGUAUUGAGCUCUUAUUUAUAAUUUGUACGAAAGAAACGCUUUGUUACUGUAGAUUUUUGUCAACCAUGCCAUGGAUAUUUUGUGGCAGUACCAGUUCCGGAUAAUCUUGCUAGGGGACUCGACGGUGGGCAAAUCUUCUUUGCUGAAGCGCUUUACAGACGGCGUGUACAGUGAUGUUGCUGACCCUACCGUCGGAGUGGAUUUUUAUGCACGGUCAUUAGAGAUCGAGCCGGGGGUGAAAAUUAAGCUGCAGCUUUGGGAUACGGCUGGGCAAGAACGAUUCAGGUCCAUUACCACCUCUUAUUACCGAAACUCUGUGGGCGGGCUCCUGGUCUUUGACCUGACCAGUCGGAAAGCGUUUGAACACGUGCGGGAGUGGCACAGGGAGGUGGCAGAGCACGUCAAGCCACACCACAUGGUCUUCAUCCUGAUCGGGCACAAGAGCGACCUGGCCAGGGAGCGGCAGGUCCCACGGGAGGAGGCGGAGAAGCUGGCAGCCUCGCUGGGGGUGCGCUACAUGGAGACGUCCGCCAAGAACAACAGCAACGUAGACCGAGCCUUUGAGAUGCUCACCCGAGACAUCUACCAGCUCAUGAAGGCCGGAGACAUCGUCACCCGCGACGGCUGGGAUGGGGUCAAGAGCGGCCUCAACGCCAAAAUCCUGUACCCACCCGAGCCGGAGGCACAGGAGAGCAAGUGUCAAUGCUAACAAGCCUUAAUGUGAUUCCCCUCUCCAUAGGACCUGGGUCUCUGGGGAACCACCCUGCAUCAUCUUCACUGCUGAAGGCAAAGGCAAGCAGGUGCCGUUGUGAACAUCGUUCACCUCUGCCUGCUUCCCAUCCUGCUGCUCAUACACCAAGCAUUCAUUGAUCUGCUCAACACCAGGGCCGAUAUCAGUUCUGGAGCACAGCGACUGGAAGCGAGGACAGGUGUGUUUGCUAAUGCCUGCUUUGCAGGAUGUUUUGAAGAGCUGUUGUUGGACAGAAAUUGUGUCAACAAUGGCUGGGGGUGGAGUCUUGGCUGAACCUCAGUAGCAACAACUACUGGGCCAUUUCUACAGAGCGAAAGAGCAAAGGGUAUGUGUAUGGCCACCAGUUCAUUCCCUUUGUUUGACCAUCUUGAAAGGGCAACCAAUGUUAACAGGUGUUGUAGUAACAGCUCGCUCUAUACAGUAAUUUGUUAAUUAUUCACACAGACUGUAUCGUCUUGUAGAGAUACCAGCUUAAUGUUUAUAUCACGUAGUGAAGUAUCACUCUAGAAAUCAUUUCACCUUCUGAUACUGGGUGUCAAGAUCUUUUGAACCCCGUGAGCGAGUUCACUGUCUGUCACAGCAGUGUCACGACUUUUAUCAUUUUUAUCUAAUUCGUUACUCAAAUCCAUGUUACCUGGCACUUUCUUACUUCAAGAAGUGCAGAUAGUGCAGCAAAGCUACGUCUUGGUAGGUCCCCACCACUAUCUCAUUUUAUCUUGAUGAAAGCCAAGUCCAAUAUUAGGAUGAAGUCAAUAACAGCUACUCUCAUGUAAUAAAAAAAAGUACCAAUUUCCUAGUCUAGUAACAAAGUUUAAUAAACAUUAUGCUUUUAUACACAAGAAACAUGCAUAGAGAACAGCUAAAAACACAGCCUUGCAAUGCUGAGGGAUGGCAGUCCUCCAGAGUAGCUGAGACCUGUAGUGGGCAGUGUAGGGAAACUCUUUAUUGUAGCAGCCCACAAUGGAAUUAGAACAAUAAAACUCACCUUAUAGAAGUUAUUUACAACUGUGUGGAAAAAGGGAAAGCUUUAAAAGUGACGCACAUGUGUUUUUAUUUUUGUAAUGUAUUUUUAAUAUUUUUUAUCGCAGGACAAAAUUCUAAAGAAUUUCCUGCUAAAGAAAGCUAGUUCUCAAAUAAGUCUUGCGCCUAUGCAUACGUGAACCGAUCUUUCUGUUUAAUGUGUACCGUAUUAACCCUUUGCACAUGGCUAACUUUCAUUAAAGUUUACAAAUUAAUUUAUAACAAGUUUUAAACCUGAGAAGUUUGCAGUACUGCAACAGAUUAUGGUUGUUACAUUCUUCAACUUAAAUAAUCUAUAGCUGUCCAUAGCUUCCUAUAGAUGUUUAUACUAAAACAUUUUACAUGGUCUUCAUUUCUUAAAAUCCAAGAUUAAGUUUACAGUGAUAUAAAUGACAACUAUUACAAUACAGAAUAGAUAGAAAGAAUAGACAAACGGUCUAGUUUUAAAAAUACGCACACACACAAAUCUUCUGUCCUCCCACACCUCUGUAGAUAAACCACUGCAUUCUUCCUCUGGAAAGCAGCUUCAAUACAGAGUCUCAAAGCCCCUUCAUAAUCACUGAGCAAUCACUGAUGGAGACAGCCCCCCCUGGAGGGGGGAAGACCGCAUAUCAUAUUGCACCAGCAUCGCAUUAUAGACCAGCAUCCAUCUUUCUCCGAUAUAUCAGUGGUGAUUUUUUGGCAUGUGGAUAAGAUGCUAUUCUGCCAGUUCAUUUGAAGUCUCCGAUUUAACUACUGACUGACUUCUGAUAUCUUAACCCUUAUUGAUCACUGCAAAAAUGGGAAAUUACCAAGCAGCGUGAUUUGACUGGUAAUUUUGUCAUUAGAUUUGAAUGAAUGCAAGGAAGAUUCCAAAAUGAGAUCCG
Molecule: messenger RNA, 2782 nt
Organism: Acipenser ruthenus (sterlet)
Lineage: Eukaryota; Metazoa; Chordata; Actinopteri; Acipenseriformes; Acipenseridae
Product: ras-related protein Rab-39B-like
Exons: 2
Coding region: 216-854 (212 amino acids)
Biological process (GO): Rab protein signal transduction
Cellular component (GO): Golgi membrane
Molecular function (GO): GTPase activity; GTP binding
Source: RefSeq, a predicted model, not a curated record